AAGGUAUAUUACUGUUACAUUUAUAUAACAAUUUGACAUUGUGGUUUAUUUGGCAAGAUUAAAUUUUCGAUUUUGAAGCAUUUUCUGUUGAAGUUCCGUUUAAAUUUGGAACGCUUUUCGUACCCAGCAGGCAUGUUCACAGACAAUCUUCCGACAGAUCCAAAAAUAGUGAUUAUCGGAGGUGGAGUUGCCGGUUUGGCCGCUGCAACAAGACUUCUGGAAAGGGGCUUUUCAAAAGUUAAAGUUUUAGAAGCUGAAAACCGAUUAGGCGGUCGUGUUAAAACAGUUGCAUUUGGAGAUAGAUAUGUGGAUUUGGGUGCUCAUUGGAUUCAUGGUGAAGAAGGGAAUUCUGUCUUUAACAUUGCAUCCUCAAUGGAACUUACCUGUAAUUCUAGGGACUUUGAAAAUGUCAUGUUUGUCACCGAGGAUGGCGAGGAGGUCUCGUCCUGCCCGGAACUGUAUCUCAACAUGGGUGAAAUUUUAGAAGAUGAAGACACUCUGAAAAAUACCAAGGGCAACUUGUACGACUUUGUAGUUUCCAGGUGUACAAAAAUUUCAAAAGAGAAAUUGUUAGAUCAUCGGGUUUUACAGGCUUUUGUAGAGUGGUUUAUUAAAUUUGAAUGUACUAUCGAAGGAUGUGAUGAUUUGAAAGAUGUUUCUGCACCUGGCUUGGCUGAAUACAAAAGAUGCCCAGGUGACUCUGUAAUGACUUGGAAAGACGGUGGCUACAAUUCAAUUGUUGAAAUACUUUUGAAUAUGCAUCCUCUUUCCGAGGGCCCAGCUGUUGAUUUGGAGGAGAUUGUUUUUUUAAACUGUGAAGUUAUUGAGAUCGACUGGAGUGGUUUAGAAGCACUGAUAAAAUGUGCCAAUGGGUCUAUCCACCGAGCUGAUCACGUUAUUGUCACCGUUUCUGUCGGUGUAUUAAAAGAAAGACAUUCGACAUUGUUUAAGCCACCCCUGCCAGAUUCAAAGCUGGAUGCUAUCAGAGGUUUAGGUAUCGGCACCGUGGAUAAGAUUUAUCUUCAUUUUCCUUAUCAAUGGUGGCCACAGAAUUGCUCAGGGUUCAGUCUUCUUAGAAAAAAUACAAUUUUAUCAAGAAGUGAAGUUUAUCCUUGGGAAAAUGGUGUCAUAGGUUUUUAUGCCGAGAGUUCGGCACCCAAAGUGCUUGGGGCUUGGCUUAUCGGUGAUGCUGCUAGGGAUGCUGAACUGUACACCGAUGAACAAAUUUUAGAAGGAUGUUAUAGACUGUUGAGAAAUUAUCUCGGCCAUAAAUUCGUUAUUCCGGAACCGACUGAUGUCUUAAGGAGUAAAUGGUUCAGCAAUCCUCAUUUCCGGGGUUCAUACAGUUUCCGAAGUUUAACUACAGAGGCCUUAAAAACUGGUGCUAAGUCUUUGGCUAAGCCUAUUGCCAAUUUUUAUAACAGAGAACUUUUAAUGUUCGCUGGUGAAGCUACACAUCCCAAUUAUUAUUCUACUGUCCACGGUGCUUUGGAAUCAGGCUGGAGGGAAGCGGAUAACAUUGCCAAAAAAUAUGUGUUGUCUCGCAAAUGUUCGCUGUAACAAUUUAUAUCGCAAAGUCCACACCUACACCCAGGAAGAAGAGAGCCCCAGCCCCCCCACCGGGGAAAAAUGCGGCACCAGGGGACUCCACCUCAAAUUCCAAUUUGACUCAAGUACGUCCGAUCUCCUGGUGAGAUGUGCGUGUGUGCCUGGCCACCCACAUUCCAAACCGAUCGGGGACGGCUAUCGAUGUCCAUGUACCAGAGCCACCCCAGCGCCACACACCCCCAGCAACCAGACAAGGAACCCCCACCCCCCCACCCCAGGCAGCAGGCCAGAGACAAUUAUCAUCUCAAAUAGUUAUGUGGCACUCAUGGACAAAUUUAACGAUAUUUGUAUAAAUACAAAGAUCUUUAGGAAACAGUAGACAUCUAUAAUCAAAUGGUUUGUCCAACGUUAAAUUAAAUUUUAAAAUUGGACAAAACAAUAUUUCAUCAGAUUUUGUUUUAUACAUACAAAGACAAAACAACCAGACAGAACAUAUUUUAUUGUUUAUUUCAAAUAAUAUGCAUUUUAUCGUUAUACUAAUUACAACACAUUUAUGUUAAUUUAAGAUUAACACAGAUUGUUUAAUUCAAAUUAAACAAGAUGGAAAAUUAUGAGUUUUAAUAAAAAAUAUUUAAACAUGGUGGUUUGAAUGAAAAUUCUCCAAAACAGGAAAUCAUUUAGUGACAGAUUUAACUAACAAUUUUUUUAAAACCUUGUUUUGCUCUGAGCAUGCUGUUAACAAUAAAACUAGGUAAAAAAUUAUUAGUUAAAUUUUAAUCUAUCAUUAAAUGAUUUAUCAGUUUUGUGUUUUGUUGCUUUGUUGGUGAUUUUUCUUUCAAACCGUCAUAAUUAAAUAAUUUUGAUUAAAACAUGAAUUUCUGAUCUCGUUUAGUUUGGUUUACAUUACAAUAAGUGUGUUGAUAUGGUAAUAAAAAAACAUAUAUGUAGUUUGAAAUAAACAACAAAAUAUGAGUCUUUUUUGAUUAUAUAAAAUUGAAGAAUAUUUAUUUAUUGUUUAUUGUUUUUAAGUUCUACAAUAUUUGAAAUAUUUAUGUUUUUGUUUUAUUUUAAAUUCAUUAUAUGUUUAUUUUUUGUUUGGACGAUGCAAGACAGUUCUUUUUGCACAGUGUUAUGUAUGUGGCUAAUGUGUAUAUAAAUUUGUAUUAAUUUUUGUGAUAUUGGUAAUAAAGUUUAUUAUUAAAUAUUA
Messenger RNA from Cimex lectularius (bed bug), 2755 nucleotides. Its product is annotated as spermine oxidase-like. NCBI's taxonomy places the organism in Eukaryota, Metazoa, Arthropoda, Insecta, Hemiptera, Cimicidae. The record is from RefSeq and is a predicted model, not a curated record. Gene Ontology annotation, molecular function: polyamine oxidase activity. The transcript is spliced from 11 exons. Bases 133 to 1560 code for a protein of 475 amino acids.